CUCUGAAAUCUAGGUAUAUAAGGCCCCAAUUUCUCUCCCUCCUCUCCUGUUUGCCUCGCGACACAAACCCCCCUCCCUGUAAAUUUCUGAAUCAGCGAGCUCUUAGCGAUCAAACGAGCGGGAUAAUACAUAUUGUCGUUGUAGAGGAAAUGGCGACGUUUGAGUUGUACAGGAGGUCUACGAUUGGAAUGUGCUUGACUGAAACUUUGGAUCAGAUGGUUUCAAGCGGAGUUCUUACGCCCGAGCUCGCCAUUCAAGUACUGAUUCAGUUCGAUAAGUCAAUGACUGAAGCCUUAGAAAGUGAGGUGAAGAGCAAAGUUUCAAUCAAGGGGCAUCUUCAUACCUAUCGAUUUUGUGACAACGUCUGGACCUUCAUUUUGCAAAAUGUCCAGCUGAAAAGUGAGGAAGGCCAAGAAACUGUUGACGCUGUUAAGAUUGUCGCAUGCGACUCUACAUUACUGACUCAUUAUAUUUUCUUGGAUAGCAAAGAAACCCGACUCAUUUUGAAAACUGAGGGGAUAAAUUGGGAUGUUGCCAAUUUCACUUUUGAUCGCCUGUUCGGGAAGGCAACACGAUUGUGGGUGGGAAUGGGUGGUAUCGGGCUAGUGACCUGGUCUCCAACCGGGGUGGAGUCGAGCGUUGAGGGCGUCGCGGUAGUGACGGAGCGCCGGAGUGGUUAA
Striga asiatica is the source of this 680-nucleotide messenger RNA. NCBI's taxonomy places the organism in Eukaryota, Viridiplantae, Streptophyta, Magnoliopsida, Lamiales, Orobanchaceae. The record is from the annotation of a GenBank genome assembly.